GCCGAAUUGUUACCGUUUGAAUUGCAUUGAAACUCGUCAUGCAGAAUAACAAGAAAAAAUCGGUAUCGGUGAAAGACAAGCUCGAUGGCAACGAAAUCGAUUUGAGUCUCUUGGAACUGACUGAAGCUCCAGUUAAAGAAUUGGCUGCUGUUACAAGGGGUACUGUGCUGGACUUAUCCAACAACAAGCUUGUUACCCUGAGCAUAGCAUUCCCUACCCUCACCCAUUUGAUCAAACUUGAUUUGAGCAAGAAUCAAUUGAAGGAACUACCAGUAAAUUUUGGUGAUUUGAAACAUUUGAGACACUUGGAUCUGUACAGUAAUGAGUUGCAAAGACUUCCUGUCAGCUUUCACCAGUUGAAAGAGCUGAAGUGGCUGGAUUUGAAAAACAACCCACUCGUCUCAACUUUGGCUGAAGCUGCUGGAGAUUGUCUUGACCAGAAAGGCUGCCAAGAAGCUGCAAAGAAGGUUGUUAAGUUGAUGACCGUUGUCCACGCCGAAUUGGAAAAGAAGCGAUUGAAAGAGCUUGAAGAAAUCAAAUCGCAGCAAAUGGCCCAGAAGCAGGAAGAGGAUCGAGCGAAGGAGCGAGAGAGACAGGAAAAGAAGGCGGAAAAAGAUAAACGAAAAACCGAAGCAGUUACUAAACACCAAGCCGCCGUAAGCCAAGCAGCGGCUAAAAAAUCUGCAGUUAAUCACGCUAAAAGUGAGGGUGCUAAAAACGAAAAGAAAAACGAACGUCAACAACCCAAAAAGAUGAAGCCGAAAGUUGCAGGUCCUUCAUUCUGUGCUAAAUUCUUCAUGCUGUUGCUCCGGUUAUUCAUCCUGGUCGGUGUAGCUAUGGCCGUUGUUUUCGCAUUAAACUGGGAGGGACCCUUAACACUGGACAAUGCUGGCAAAGUAGCCGUGCGCUCAAUGGACAAAACAACUGCCUACGGUCUCGAGGUUUACGACUGGGCGUCGCCUCAUUUAUUAACAAUCCGGGAGCAAUGGAAGCAACUUUCGCGCUUUGUGGCCAAGAACGGACGCGACAUAGUCAACAUAGCGUGGGAAAGGUCGGUCCACUACACCCGAAUUGCUCAACAGGAGUUUUGGGUUUCUUGGCCAAUUGUUAUGCAGAGAACGGGCGAAGUGAUGAGCCUCACUGGCGACACCGCUGUCCACUACUGGAGGAUAGUGUGUCGUGAAGCACCAAUCUACUACAAAGAACUGGUAGAUAAGGUCACUCAAUUAUUUCACGGUACCCAAACUCACGCUGGCAAUCCUUCCUAAAAGCAGAAAAACUAAAAACAUUUUGGUUCUUGACUCUUGAAAUUCUCUAACCCCCCUUUCCCCUUAACACACAUUUGAAUGUUUAGUUAAAUGUUUAUCCCGAAUAUAUCUUGUUUUGACACUCAAAUGAUGAUGACGUCAUCGGUGUGUUUAUGGAUGUGAACAGAGAAAAAUUUGAUUUGGAAUCGAGCUUUGAUUCAAGUAAAAUCUCAUGGUUGGGAACUUUGAACUU
Molecule: messenger RNA, 1500 nt
Organism: Daphnia pulex (common water flea)
Lineage: Eukaryota; Metazoa; Arthropoda; Branchiopoda; Diplostraca; Daphniidae
Product: leucine-rich repeat-containing protein 59-like
Exons: 6
Coding region: 39-1268 (409 amino acids)
Molecular function (GO): protein binding
Source: RefSeq, a predicted model, not a curated record